GAGUGCAAAGAAGAAAAAAAAAUGCAGUCACUUGUCCAAAAUGAGGCCUUCCAAGCAUGCCCUCAAGGUUGCUGCCCUACCUCAUUUUUCAACUCUCCACUGCCAUCUCAGAACACAACAAGCAAACCCAGAAACAGUUCUUCUGAGUGUCGCCACAGCUUUGCAGCAACAACUGCAUCCUCUAUAUUUCCAAACACCAAAUUCACUAACCAUGAGUCUCUUCCAUCUCUUCAGGAAUCAUUCAGUGAAUUCAACAAAGUGUACCCUAAAUACUCUGAGACUGAGCAAGUGGACCUUGUGAGAGCCAAAGAAUAUUACCAUCUCUCUUUCUCCAACAAUUCUUGCCUUGACUAUAUUGGUAUUGGCCUCUUCUCCUACUAUCAACGUCAACACCAUGAUACUUCAAAAACCCAACUUGCUUCUUCUUCAACUCCUCAAACACCUCAAUCUCCACCUUUAUAUUCGGAUAUUCCCUUCUUUAGCAUAUCCUAUAAGACUGGGAAUCUGAAGAAUUUAUUGCUUCAUGGAGGGCAGGGGUCAGAGUUUGAGUCUGCAAUGAGGAGAAGAUUAAUGAGGUUCCAUAACAUUUCUGAAAAUGAUUACUCUAUGGUUUUCACAGCAAACAGAACAUCAGCUUUCAAACUUGUGGCAGAUUCAUAUCCAUUCCAAUCUAGUAAGAAGCUUCUGACAGUUUAUGACUAUGAGAGUGAGGCGGUGGAAGCAAUGAUUAGUUGCUCAGAGAAGAGAGGAGCGAGGGCCAUGUCAGCAGAGUUCUCAUGGCCAAGACUCAGGAUUCAAUCAGCGAAGUUGAGGAAGAUGAUUGUUAAUAAAAGGAAGAAGAAAAAAAAGAGGGGUCUUUUUGUGUUCCCACUUCAUUCAAGGGUAACAGGAGCCAGAUACCCUUAUCUGUGGAUGAGCAUAGCACAGGAGAAUGGGUGGCAUGUGUUGAUUGAUGCUUGUGCAUUGGGACCCAAAGACAUGGAUAGCUUCGGCCUCUCUCUCUUUCGCCCAGACUUUCUCAUUUGUUCUUUCUAUAAGGUUCUGGGAGAAAACCCAUCUGGGUUUGGAUGCCUUUUUGUCAAGAAAUCUGCCAUUUCAAUUCUGGAAUCCUCUUCUUGUGCAGGAGUUGUCAACCUUGUACCAGAAAGGCAGCUACUUCAGCUAUCAGAGGAUUCUUCUGGUAAUGACAUAGCAAUUGAACAAAAAUCAAUUCCUAGCUUACAAGAAAAAGAAUUAUCUUCUUUGAGUUCUUUCUCUGGUCGGAUAGAGACCACACAAUCUGUAAAAAUUGAAGGAGAACCAUCUGAGCUUCAGAUCACAGUGGUACCUGAAGAUUCUGUAACUGUGGAAGAACAAAGGCCAGUUGAGAGACUUCAGAAUGAAAAUGAACAAGAUAGUGAAAACGGGAGCUUUAAUAUUGAAUGCAGGUGUUUGGAUCAAGUGGACUCUUUAGGAUUGAUAUUGGUCACCAACAGAGCAAGGUACCUGAUAAAUUGGCUGGUGAACUCAAUGCUGAAGCUAAAGCACCCUAACGCAGAAGGGGUUCCCCUAGUCAAGAUUUAUGGCCCAAAGAUAAAAUUUGACAGGGGUCCUGCUUUGGCAUUCAAUGUGUUUGAUUGGAAAGGUGAAAAGGUUGAGCCUGUCCUUGUACAGAAACUUGCUGAUAGAAGCAAUAUUUCUCUCAGCUAUGGAUUUCUACAUCAUAUCUGGUUUGCAGAUAAGUAUGCAGCAGAGAAGGGAAGGGUCCUACAAACCAAAGAAGGAAGAGGCCAGGGAAUGAAUACCAACAAGAAGAAAGAUCGAGAUAACCUAGGAGUAACAGUGGUUACUGCUGCAUUGAGUUUCCUGGCUAAUUUUGAAGACAUGUAUAAACUAUGGGCUUUUGUUGCUCGGUUCCUUGAUGCAGACUUUGUGGAGAAGGAGAGAUGGAGAUACACAGCUCUCAAUCAGAAAACAGUUGAAGUUUAAUCAUAUAUAUUUCAUUUAUUCUUCUGGAUUGUGGAUCAUAGAAGACUCAAGAGUGUGAAUUCGGAUGAAGAUUUUAUAUAGAUUCUCCAAUUAAUAUAGUCAACUUAUCGAAUC
This is a messenger RNA of Gastrolobium bilobum, 2082 nucleotides long. Its product is annotated as molybdenum cofactor sulfurase-like. The record is from RefSeq and is a predicted model, not a curated record. The transcript has a single exon. Bases 22 to 1968 code for a protein of 648 amino acids. Lineage: Eukaryota; Viridiplantae; Streptophyta; Magnoliopsida; Fabales; Fabaceae.